GGUUGCGCCCAUGUGUUAGGGCUUGUUAUUGAUGAACUUUAUUGUAUUAUUGCGUCAUUUUAUUCUUAAGUAAUGAACAUGUCGAUGAUACUUCAAAAUUGGAAGAUGCUAGGCCGUCUGUAUCGUAAAGGCUGUUCGGCCAAUAGGCAUUUUUGCUCUCGUGCGGUUCAAACUGCAAAAAAGUAUGAAGCAGGACAGUGUAUUCAUGGUUAUCGAGUAGAGAAGGUUGAGCCUAUUCCAGAACUGUACUUAACGGCUGUGAAAUUAGAGCACGAGGGAACAGCUGCACAGCACAUUCACAUUGCCCGAGAAGACCGUAACAAUGUUUUUAGUGUUGGGUUAAGAACCACUCCACUAGACAGCACAGGUGUGCCCCACAUUUUAGAACACACGACAUUAUGUGGGUCUGAAAAGUUUCCAUGCAGAGAUCCCUUCUUUAAAAUGUUGACCCGGUCUCUUUCAACAUUUAUGAAUGCAUUUACUGCUAGUGAUUGGACCAUGUACCCAUUUUCAACCCAGAAUGCUCAGGACUUCGAAAAUUUGCUGUCAGUUUACCUAGAUGCAGUCUUCUAUCCACAACUCAGAGAACUUGACUUUAUGCAAGAAGGGUGGAGACUGGAGCAUCAAGUUGUGAAUGACCAUGGCUCACCUAUAGUUUUUAAAGGAGUUGUCUUCAAUGAGAUGAAAGGAGCAUUUGCAAGUCCAGAACAAGUGUAUGCACAGCACCUACAAAACAGUCUUUAUCCUAGUCACACGUACUCACAUGUCAGUGGAGGCCAACCACUGUCCAUUCCUGAUCUCACAUGGGAAAAACUGCGGCAAUUUCAUGCAGCCCACUACCAUCCUAGCAAUGCAAGGUUCUACACUUACGGCAACCUGCCACUGGAGAGGCAUCUGGAGUUGAUUGACUCACUAGUCCUGAGUCGAUUUAGCAGGGUCAACACAGACACCAGUGUUCCUGAUCAACAGCGAUGGAGCAAGCCUAGGACAGUGACGGUUAACUGCGCACCUGAUAACAUGGCACCAAACCCGGACAGGCAGACAACAGUAUCUGUUAGCUACCUACUUUCAGGUAUCACUGAUACAUUUGAAGACUGUACAUUGAGCAUCAUAGGCAGUCUUCUCACAAGUGGGCCAACUUCACCUUUCUACCAGUCACUGAUAGAGCCAGGCAUCGGUGCCGACUUCUCACCAAGUACAGGAUAUAGUGGAGAUUUAAAGGAAGGUGCAUUCUCUAUUGGUUUGCAAGGAAUAGCAGAGGAUGAUGUGCCAAUAGUGGAAGACAUCAUAAGAGAGACCUUUGACAAAGUCAUCGAGGAGGGUUUUCCACAGGAGAGAAUAGACGCACUUUUGCACAACAUUGAGCUAUCACUGCGUCAUCAAACAUCCAACUUUGGUCUGGGCCUUGCAGUGAGCAUUGCAGCAGUGUGGAAUCAUGAUGGCAGUGCGCUUGAUGCACUUAAGGUCACCAAAAACGUGGAAAAAUUUAAGCAGCAUGUCAAGGAAGAUCCAAAGUUCUUACAAAACAAAGUCAAGCAAUACUUCAAGGAAAACACGCACAAAUUGAAUUUGAUCAUGGUUCCUAAAGAAAAAUACAAGUUAGAGGUGGAGAAGAAAGAAGAUGAAAAACUUCAGCAAAUGGUUUCCAUACUCACAGAUGAUGAAAAACAAAAAAUAUAUAAUAAAGGCCUGGAGUUAGCAGAGAAGCAGAAUGAGCCUGAAGACCUUUCUUGUCUGCCAACACUAAGGAUUUCCGACAUCGAGAAGAGAGGAGAGUUUAUACAAGUCUCACAUAGCACGCCAUUAAAUGUACCAGUACAGCUAUGUGAGCAGCCCACUAAUGGAGUGACGUACUUCAAAGCAGUUGCCGAUGCUAGCAAUCUUGAUACAGCACUGUUGCCAUAUUUGCCAAUAUUCUGCAAUGUUCUGGCUCAAAUGGGAGCGGGUCAGAUGGAUUUCCGGGAGUUGAGCCAGGAGAUACAACUGAAAACUGGUGGGAUGUCUGCGGCCAGCCUUGUAACGAACAGUCACACUGACCCUCUUAGCUAUGAGCAGGGCAUCCUAUUCUCCUCAUACUGCCUUGACAGAAACACAAGUGAUAUGUUUUCCAUUUGGUCGGAAAUCUUUAAUGGGGUGAAAUUGACAGCCAUAGAUCGGCUUUCAACUCUAGUAAAAAUGGCUGCCAAUGAGCUGGCAAUGAGCGUGGCACAGAGCGGCCACAGCUAUGCCAUGACGCAUGCCAGCAGCUUCUUAACGCCUGCGGCUCAUAUGAAGGAGAGGCUUGGUGGAAUUUCUCAGGUGAGGCAUAUGAAGCAAAUUGCCGAGAUGCAGGAUGUCUCACCUGUCCUGGAGAAACUUGCUCUCAUUGCCAAGCAACUACUCAACAAGAAUAGCAUCCGAUGUUCCAUUAAUGCAAGCCCAGAACAUGCACAGAAGAGUGUCAAUCACUUGGAGACAUUCCUCGCAUCUCUGUCUGGCAGCUCUCGGGGUGCUGGACGAAUUCUAAUCCAGAAGAGCGACUUCACAGCGACUUGCGAGAAGACUCAUGUUGAGCUACCCUUCCCUGUGAAUUACGUUAGCAAGUGUUUGGAGACAGUGCCCUACACACAUCCUGACUCUGCUGUUCUAUCUGUACUUGCGACCCUGCUGAAGUGGAAGUACCUACACAAGGAAAUCAGGGAGAAAGGGGGAGCCUAUGGUGGAGGGGCAAAUAUGGGAGGUGGACUUCUCACCUACUACUCAUACAGAGACCCACACGUCAUGCAGACAUUAGAACAGUUUGACAAGUCUGCAGAUUGGGCCAGGAGUGGGCAAUUCUCUGACAGUGAUGUCAAUGAAGCAAAGCUCUUCGUCUUUCAAGGGGUUGACGGGCCCAUAUCGCCUGGUGAGAAAGGUGUAGACCUGUUUCUGCAGGCACUAACUGACGAAGCUAAGCAAGUGCAUCGCGAACAGUUUUUUGAUGUUCAGAAAAAUGACAUUAUACAAGCAGCACACAGGUACCUCACACCUGGCAACCGACCAAGCGCAAUCACCUUCAUAGGGCCAGAGAACCCAGCUACUGUGACCGACUCAUCGUGGGUCCGUGUGAGUGAGACGGAAUCAUCUGACAUGCCCUCACAGCAGGGGGUCGUCUAACAGCACCAUAUAAGCCGUUUUACUACGAACUGGUUUCACUGUGGGAUGACGUAGGCAUGCAUGCGUUCUUGUUUGUAACGCUUUCACUGCGUAGUAAUGAAUUGAUAAUCACUUUGGAAAGUGCUUGGAUUCUGCAUACACUGUCCAAUCGUAGUCAAAAGAAACAUUUAUUUCGUGAUUUUAUAGAUUUAUUCUGUGUAACACCACCAUGCAUAACAAAUUGUAAGUCAAAUCAUAGGCACAUCUAGACACUAUCAUAAUAAAAUGGUUGUUUGAGCCCUCUUAGCAUAUGUAAAAUAGGAUAUCUUUCUUACGUCAAAAUUAUACAUGGUGUAAUUGACCUCAUCCUGUCAUCUACCUUUUAUAUUGUAACAAGCAGGUACGCACAAUGUUCUAAAGUACCAGAUUGGUUUAUUUGUUUAUUUGCUAAUCUGCUCUAAAAGCUUUAUUGAGUAGAACCUCUUAGUCAGAACCAUUAGGUAUAGGUUUCAUAGUUACUUAUAACAAAAGUGAGUUAAAGCCAUGUCUUUUGUAUAUAUAUUAUCAUAGUAUAUCAUAUGUUAAUUAAUGUAUGUGCUUAAAACUGUUUAUUUUCAUUCAUAAGAAAGGUUAUAUUACAUAUCGUGUCAAAAAAUUCAAAA
This is a messenger RNA of Priapulus caudatus, 3776 nucleotides long. RefSeq names its product presequence protease, mitochondrial-like. The coding region runs from base 73 to 3135 and encodes 1020 amino acids. Gene Ontology annotation, biological process: protein processing. The record is from RefSeq and is a predicted model, not a curated record. Gene Ontology annotation, molecular function: metal ion binding. The transcript has 25 exons. NCBI's taxonomy places the organism in Eukaryota, Metazoa, Priapulida, Priapulimorpha, Priapulimorphida, Priapulidae. Gene Ontology annotation, cellular component: mitochondrial matrix.